Molecule: messenger RNA, 964 nt
Organism: Pelagomonas calceolata
Lineage: Eukaryota; Pelagophyceae; Pelagomonadales; Pelagomonadaceae
Source: the annotation of a GenBank genome assembly
CCUUGCCACUUUGUGCAUAGUUACGCCUACCAGACGGGCUACAUCGCCGCCUGUGAAUCCAGGACAGGCCCUCGGCUGCUCCCUCCAUCGCUGCUGCCAAUACAACACGCUUACGUGCCGUACACAACCGGAGAGCAUAUUGGCUCUCACCCUGCUGCCGGCCGCGCAGAGCUGUAACGCAAGGUGCCGAGCGAAAGACAAGCAUCAGGGAGACGUCUAUGCUCCUCACGUCGCUGCUCCGGCGACACCUCCUCGGCAUGGGACUGACCGCAUCCGCCCUCUCUACCGCCCCCGCGGCCAAGGGCGCUAUUCGCUAUCGGCAGCUCUGGGUAAGUGCCGACGGCGUUACUCAUAUCGACGAGCACGAAUGCGGUAAACUAGAGACGAAGGACUUCACGUCGACGGGCGGCGACGCCGCGCUGCCCGAAUCGGCGUCCUUUCGGCCCCCACGCCAGCGACGCGACGCGUGCCUCACACAGGCAAUACGUGCGCGCCUUCUCUGACUCCGACGAUUUCGCUCUCACGGGCUUAGUGGUCACGCAACAAGUAGGAGAAAACCCGUGGCACUUCUGCCCUUCGCCGCAGUUCGUCGUGACGCUCAAGGGCAGCUGGUACAUCCGGACGAGCGACGGCAAGACCACAACAUUUAAACCGGGCGACGUCUUGUACCGUGUGGAAAUCAAAUUUCGGAGGCCCCACGUCGACGUAGCUGCAUCUGCUCGAUGGCGUUCAGGUUGGAUAACCUAACUUACUGGUCGAUUUCCACACAGGUCUUAUAUCAAGACAACUCCGCGGAACACCCAUUGGCCAAACUCGGAGCGAGAGGCCAGGCCCCGAGCGGCGCGCAGCACUGGUCCGGAGCCAACGGCGGGCCCUGCAACCAGCUCGUCCUCGGCGUGAAGCCCAAGAUAUUCCCUGCAUCAAAACCCGGAACUUGGUAAGUAUAUGUUUUAUUACUAGCUAG